Molecule: messenger RNA, 1279 nt
Organism: Hevea brasiliensis (rubber tree)
Lineage: Eukaryota; Viridiplantae; Streptophyta; Magnoliopsida; Malpighiales; Euphorbiaceae
Product: folate transporter 1, chloroplastic
Exons: 11
Coding region: 24-1046 (340 amino acids)
Biological process (GO): nucleotide transport; folate import into mitochondrion
Cellular component (GO): chloroplast envelope
Molecular function (GO): FAD transmembrane transporter activity; folic acid transmembrane transporter activity
Source: RefSeq, a predicted model, not a curated record
ACAACGUUUUGGGCUUGCUAUUAAUGUUCCGUCAUUCUGAAGGCCGCGAGAAAGGCUGCGCAGAAGAAAUCGCUGCCUCGCCGGACAAGGGAAUGUCAGCGUCUCAGUCUCAGUCACAGUCAAAGUGGCAAUGGGAGAACGCCAUCGCAGGCGCCGUAGCUGGCUUCGCCACCGUCGCUGCUACGCAUCCUUUGGAUGUCGUCCGAACUAGGUUUCAAGUUAACGAUGGCCGAGUCUCCAAUCUUCCAAUCUACAAGAAUACUGCCCAUGCUAUUUUUGCCAUUGCUCGCUUAGAGGGUUUGAAAGGGCUUUAUGCAGGCUUCUUUCCUUCAGUUCUUGGUUCAACAGUUUCAUGGGGUUUAUAUUUUUUCUUUUAUGGCAGAGCCAAACAAAGGUAUUCUAAGAACAGGGAUGAGAAGUUGAGCCCUGGUCUUCAUCUUGCAUCUGCUGCAGAAGCUGGAGCUUUAGUUUGCUUGUGUACGAAUCCCAUUUGGCUUGUAAAGACAAGGUUGCAGCUUCAGACUCCCCUGCAUCAAACUCAACGUUAUUCUGGGCUUUACGAUGCCUUGAAAACCAUAAUGAGAGAGGAAGGAUGGAGUGCACUUUAUAAAGGAAUUGUUCCUGCUCUUUUCCUGCAGGUUUCUCAUGGGGCUAUUCAGUUCACAGCAUAUGAGGAACUUCGAAAAGUUAUUGUUGAUUAUAAGUCUAAAGAAAGCAAAAGGAAUCAUAAAACUACAGAUGCUGAUCUGUUGAAUUCAGUCGAUUAUGCCAUGCUUGGGGGGUCUUCUAAAGUUGCUGCCAUUAUUUUGACAUACCCAUUUCAGGUUAUUCGAGCUCGGUUGCAGCAACGACCUGGUACAGAUGGAUUUCCGAAGUAUACGGAUAGCUGGCAUGUUAUGAAGGAAACUGCACGGUUUGAGGGUUUUCGAGGUUUUUACAAGGGCAUCACACCAAACCUUCUGAAAAAUGUUCCUGCAGCUUCAAUAACAUUUAUUGUGUAUGAGAAUGUCCUGAAAUUGCUGAAAUUGACAAGAAGGAAUGACUAGCUUUGUCUGAUUCUCAAUUUUGUUCACAUUCUUUUUGUAGCUAGAGUCAAUCACAAGUAAAUUGUGGUUGAAAAAGACAAGGAUUACAGUGCAUAUGAGUCUCACAGAAUUAUGUAACAAUUAUCCACAUAUGCUUACCUUCAUUUUGUUUUUGACAUUAAACAGUGGAUUGCUUGUGGGUUCUUCAGUGGAAAUAGAGGAAAAAUGAUAUAAUCAUUCUUUUUUGGGAAUAA